Messenger RNA from Agrilus planipennis (emerald ash borer), 5282 nucleotides. RefSeq names its product cadherin-related tumor suppressor-like. The coding region runs from base 18 to 5282 and encodes 1754 amino acids. Gene Ontology annotation, cellular component: plasma membrane; cell-cell junction. The record is from RefSeq and is a predicted model, not a curated record. The transcript has a single exon. Gene Ontology annotation, molecular function: calcium ion binding. Gene Ontology annotation, biological process: homophilic cell-cell adhesion. Lineage: Eukaryota; Metazoa; Arthropoda; Insecta; Coleoptera; Buprestidae.
UAAAACACGUCAUAAACAUGUGUCACGUACAGUGUUGGCUUUUGACGGCAGGAUUGCUUCUUAUAGUGGGUGCUCAAGGACCUGGACCAGGACCAGGUCGAAAAAGGAUCGUGUCCGAUCAAAAUAACGAAUAUUCGCUACAAAUGCAAUCUAGAGCAGUCGAUACGCGAGUUACUUUAGAAAUACCUGAAGGGCAACCGAAAGGAACAGUUGUUGGAAAAAUCCCUACCAAACCUGGAUUUACCUAUCGGUUUAACGAGCCUCCCCGAGAAUUUAUAUUAGACGGAAGCACAGGCGAAAUAAAAACAAAUGCGAUUUUAGAUAGGGAAGCGCUUCAAAAUGAUCGAUACGAUCUAAUUGUUCUAUCAAGUCAACCGACGUAUCCCAUCGAAGUGCGAAUUGUUGUGAAAGACAUCAACGACAACGCUCCAGAAUUUCCAGAACCAGUUAUAGCUGUUUCGUUCUCAGAAAGCGCUGCUUCAGGGACAAGAUUACUUUUAGAUGCAGCAAGUGAUAGGGACGAAGGGUCCAAUGGUAUAUCUAACGACUACAAAAUAGUAGCUGGCAAUAGAGACGAAAAGUUUCAACUAAUCGUAACAGAGAAUCCAACAGGUGGUGGUUCAUAUUUACAUUUAGAAACGACCGGAAAACUUGAUAGAGAAACGUAUGGGUUUUACAUAUUGAACAUUUCAGCUAGAGACGGUGGCCGACCUCCGAAAUAUGGUUACUUACAAGUUAACGUAACCAUACUCGAUGUCAAUGAUAAUCCUCCCAUAUUUGAUCAUAGCGAUUAUAUUGUUUCUCUCAACGAAAGCGUUCCACCUGGCAGUCCGGUGCUUCAAGUUAUGGCUACAGAUAACGACGUCGGUGAUAACAGCAAAAUUACUUAUUAUCUCUCAGAAACGGAACACCAAUUUUCUGUCGAUCCGGAAACUGGCGUCAUAUCGACCACAGAACCCCUGGACUGUCCUCAGCAAAGCUGUUCCCAAAGCAAUAAGCCAGGAGGCGGAAGAUGUCCUAAAAGCUGCGUUUUCACAGUUUUCGCCCGUGAUCACGGAUGUCCUAGACAAGACGGAAGAACGUAUGUUACCGUGAAUUUGGUAGAUGCUAAUGACCAUGUACCAGAUAUUCAAUUCCGAUACUUUCCAUCAACGGCCGAAUUUGCUACAGUGGAUGAGAAUGCCGCAAACGGAUCCGUAGUAGCAGCAGUUUCUGUUAGGGACGAAGACGAAGGUCUUAAUGGUGAAACUACGGUUAAAAUAGUAGCUGGAAAUGAAUUAAAUCACUUUCGAUUGGAGUACAGUCCCAGCUUUGAAAUAGUGCGGGUCAAUGGUGUUUUGGAUCGAGAAGAAAUCAGCAAGUACAACCUCACAGUGGUAGCAACAGAUAAAGGGACUCCGCCCAGAACUGCUACGGCCUUCCUCAUUAUUCAUGUAAAUGAUGUUAACGACCACGAACCUGUCUUUGAAAAAAGCGAAUAUUCCGCAGUUUUGAGCGAACUCGUACCACCGGGAACUUACGUUGCUGGAAUUACUGCUUCGGAUGAAGAUACCGGAGUCAAUGCACAAAUUUAUUACAAUUUUAUAUCGGGAAAUGAAAACGAUUGGUUUUCAAUUAAUUCUAAUUCAGGACUAAUAACAACAAAGGCUCCUCUUGAUAGAGAAAUUCAAGGUAGUGUGGAAUUGAAUAUUUCUGCAAGAGAUGGUGGACCGAAUCCUAAAUGGGCUUACACUCAACUCAAAGUUACCAUUUUGGAUGAAAACGACGAAGCACCAAAAUUCUCCCAAAAAUCUAUUAACGUUAGCUUAUCAGAAAGUUCACCGCCACACACCCUUGUUGCCAUGUUAACAGCUGUUGAUCAUGAUCAAGGCACAAAUGGUAGUGUGACAUAUUCUUUACAAUCGUCAGUGCAACGAAGAUACAAAGAUACGUUUGCUUUAGACUCGCUAACGGGUCAAUUAACAACAAAAACGAGAUUAGACAGAGAACGAAUAUCAAAGUACGAGAUAAACGUGAUCGCAAAAGAUCAAGGGAUACCGCCACAAUCGUCUACAGCAACGGUAUUGUUGACUGUACUAGAUGUGAACGAUAACAGCCCCGAAUUUUAUCCGCAAAAGUAUUUCUAUCCCGUUUCUGAAGACACAAAAAUUGGAAGCUCACUUUUAAAAGUUACAGCUACUGAUUUGGACGAAGGCGAAAACGCUAUGAUAACCUAUAAAAUAGAAACUGGAAGCGAAAACUUAUUUUCCAUUGACGAAUGGUCUGGUAUCAUAAGUUUACGUGGAAAUCUUCGAACUUCUCAAAAACCCAUAUAUAAGUUAAAAAUAUCCGCUAAAGAUCAUGGGGAUAAGAGGGCAAGUGAAGAUGCUUUGGUAGAAAUAAUAAAAAAGGAUUAUAUGGAGAAAUUGGAAUUCGACAAUUUCGGUUCGUACGAAUUUCAAAUUUAUGAAGAUCACGAUGAACGUCCACCAUCAAUAGGAAGAGAAGUUGGCAAAGUUAGGGUGCGUUCUAGCGAAUCCGUAUCAUAUUCAAUCGUCUACGGAGAUCCAGAGCAUAACUUCAACAUAGAUGAACAUUCUGGACAAAUCGCAACAGCAAGCAAAAUAGAUCGAGAAGAACAACUAACUUACAGUCUCACUGUUGUAGCACGCGUAGGUCUUUCGUAUGGCAAUACAACCGUAAAUAUAAUCGUUUUAGAUUUGAAUGACAAUCGACCAACAUUUUUACGUGAUCGAGAUGAAAUUACACUACCUGAAAAUGCUGCCGUUGGUCAGGAAGUUUACUUAGCAAGAGCUAGAGACCUCGAUUCAGGAAUUAAUAGCCGCAUUAACUAUAGUCUUAGUUACAAUCCGGACGAUCAGUUCCGGAUUUCUGAAGCUACUGGAGUUAUUUAUCUAAACAGACCGAUAAGAGUUGAACCCGGCACGACAUUACAAACAGAGGUUACUGCAAACGACAGAGGUGAUCCACCAUUAUCAUCGAAACAUCUGGUCAUCGUUAAUAUAGAAGAUGUCAACGACCAUACCCCCAUUUUUGAUCAUACCUCGUAUGAAACGUCGCUUUUCGAAUCAACUCCGGUUAAUACGAGAUUUUUUGCUCUUGCUGCCAGCGACGUGGACCUUGGAGCAAACGGAAGGAUAAAUUAUGCAAUCACCGAGGGAAAUUCAGAAGGGAAAUUUGGUAUCUUUCCAGACGGAUAUUUGUUUGUAAGAAAAUCUUUGGACAGAGAACACAAAGACUACUAUUCGUUAACAGUAACAGUGAGCGAUUCAGGAUCACCGGUACGCUUUUCUACUGUUCCUGUAGUUAUUCAUGUAAUCGAUGAAAAUGAUAACAGUCCACAAUUCAUCAAUUCGACGUUCACGUUCACCAUCCAAGAAAACGAACCACCAGAUUCUUUCGUUGGAAAAUUGACAGCAACUGAUAAAGAUAUCGGCAGAAACGCAGAAUUAAUAUUUUCAUUGCCCAGUAGUCAAAACGACUUCUCUGUAGAUCCCAAAAACGGUUUCAUAAAAACCCUGCAUCUUUUUGAUCGCGAACAACUAGUGCAAACGACCGGGCAAAGUUAUCUGACAAUAGAAGCUACAGUUACAGAUAACGGAUCGCCAAGAUUGAGAGAUAAAGUUCAAGUAAACGUUUUCAUUACUGACGUGAAUGAUAAUCCACCGGUCUUUCUAAGAUUACCAUAUAGGGUUCAAAUUUCUGAAGGUGCCAGCGUCGGAACUCUGAUCAUCCGACUUUUUACGAGUGACGCAGAUGAAGGAUUGAACGGCGACGUGUUCUAUUCCAUUAUGAAUGGGAACGAAGACAAACGUUUUGAAAUCGACGAAGCAACUGGCCAAAUAACGCUUGCCAGAAACUUAGAUCGUGAGCAGGCAUCAAAAUAUACUCUCAGCGUGAUUGCUUCUGACGCGGGAACUAGCAGUUUGAGUUCCACUACUACAGUGAGCAUUGAGGUGCUUGAUGAAAAUGAUAAUGCGCCAGAAUUCACCCAAACAAGUUCAAAAAUAUCCAUCGUCGAAACUAUGGCAGUUAGUACUGAACUCAUGCAAUUCCGUGCAACAGACGCAGAUCUCGGAACAAAUAGCGAGGUAUCAUUUUCCAUAACGGCCGGUAAUAGGCGUGACACGUUUCAUGUGGACCCUUCGACAGGAACUUUAUAUUUACAUAAGCCUUUAGAUUACGAAGAUCUAAACGUUUACCACUUAAACAUAACCGCUUCCGAUAAUGGCAAUCCAAAAUUAUCGACAACGAUAAUGUUUACGAUAUAUAUAGAGGAUGCUAACGAUAAUCCUCCCGCUUUUCCAAACACUGCAAUUGUAAGACAGAUACGAGAAGGGAUUCCAACAGGGACACCGAUAGUCACAGUUACUGCUGAAGACGCCGACUCCGGAAUAAACGGAAAGGUAUCGUACACAAUUAUCCAUCAAGAGCCAAGAGAUGGGAAAAGACGUUUUAAAAUAAAUCCUUCUUCAGGAUUAAUUCACACAUUGCUACCUAUUGAUAGAGAAGAAACAGAUACUUUCCGAUUAAUCGUUGUGGCCACAGAUCAGGCAGAACCUGAAAGUGCUAGAUUGAGUGCUGAAAAGUUGGUAACUGUUAUAGUAGAAGAUUUAAACGAUAACGCGCCAGUUUUUGUUUCAAUGAACUCGGCAAUUCUUCCCUUACAACACAGAACAACUUUUGGAAGGGACGGGACUCUUAUUAUGAACGUUUUCGCUAAAGAUUUGGACUCGAGCACGAACGGAUUGGUAACAUACGAGCUUGUAAGCGACAAUAGCGAUUUGUUUCGCUUACACAGGAGCACAGGGGCUUUAACAUUAAAGAAGCCCAUUUUUAAUCCGGAACCUCGUUAUCAACUUGCAAUAAAAGCAACAGAUGAAGCCGUCCAAAGUGAAAGAAAAUCCACUGACGCUUAUGUGACAGUUAUUACUACUGGGUUAGAUUCGAAAGGGCCUACUUUUGAAAAAAGUAACUUUGAAGGGAGCGUAUUUGAAAACGAACCUCUCGGUACUAGUAUAUUAACGGUUUCGGCAAAAUAUGGGGCGCAAGAUGUCGAAUAUUAUGUGACAAAUGUGACCGGUGGUGGUGUUCAAGUGGACAGAUUGUUUGAUAUCGACACGAAUUUAGGAGUACUCUCGACAGCUGUAGAACUGGACAGAGAACAAGGAGUAAGCAGCUACGAAGUCGAAGUUUAUGCCAUUGUCAUCGGAGGGCCUCCCAAAACGUCAAAAACUAAGGUAAGAAUAGCUUUUAGUAACUUCAAUAAGCUUCGAACUUGA